Molecule: messenger RNA, 1712 nt
Organism: Tripterygium wilfordii
Lineage: Eukaryota; Viridiplantae; Streptophyta; Magnoliopsida; Celastrales; Celastraceae
Product: F-box/LRR-repeat protein 20-like
Exons: 2
Coding region: 135-1373 (412 amino acids)
Biological process (GO): SCF-dependent proteasomal ubiquitin-dependent protein catabolic process
Cellular component (GO): SCF ubiquitin ligase complex
Molecular function (GO): protein binding
Source: RefSeq, a predicted model, not a curated record
GUCUUUGAAGUUGAACGAACAACCGUUACUCGCUCACUUAGCAAUCAGCAUUUGGAAGGGACAGAUCUUAGGAUGAGGGUUAGGGUUUUUCGUUAGCCCUAAUCCCAAUCCCCAAUAAAUCCCUCAAUCAAUCAAUGGAUAAUACGAAUUCCUCGAAUUCAAUUUCAGUCUCGAUAAACGAGACGUUAACGGACGAUGAGCUUCGAUCGAUUCUUUCGAAGCUAGAUAAGAAGGACGGGGAGGUGUUCUCGCUGGUCUGCAAGAGAUGGCUCCAUCUGCAGAGCUCCGAGCAGAAGAAGCUCGCCCUCCGUGCUGGGCCCCACAUGCUCCACAGAAUGGCGGCCAGAUUUUCGCGGGUUGUCGAAUUGGACUAUUCCAAUUCCAUGGCAAGGUCCUUUUAUCCCGGUGUUACCGACUCUGAUCUUGCUGUUGUUGCCCAAAGCUUCACGUGCUUGAGAGUCCUCAAGUUGCAGGAUUGUAAAGCUAUAACUGACACUGGAAUGGCAUCAAUUGGGAGUGGCCUUUCUUCUUUGCAGUCGUUGGAUGUAUCCAAUUGUAGAAAGCUGACUGACAAGGGAUUUUCAGCUGUUGCCAAAGGCUGUCAUGACCUGCGAGGCCUGCAUCUUACUGGUUGCAGACUUGUUACUGAUGGAUUGUUAUUAGCUCUUUCUAAGAACUGUCCUAACCUAGAAGAGUUGGGCCUGCAGGGGUGCACUAAUGUGACGGACGAUGGUAUCACCACCCUGGUAAGUGGGUGUCAACAGAUCAAGUUUCUAGACAUCAAUAAAUGCAGCAAUGUCGGAGAUGUUGGGAUUUCUAGUAUUUCCAAGGCAUGUUCAUCUUUUCUCAGAACAUUGAAGCUGUUGGACUGUUACAAAGUUGGUGAUGAAUCUAUAUUAUCCUUAGCUAGAUUCUGUAUAAAUCUUGAAACACUUAUAAUUGGUGGCUGCCGGGACGUCUCUGAUAAGUCUAUCAAAUCUCUAGCUGCUGCUUGUAAAAAUUUGAAGAACUUGCGGAUGGAUUGGUGUUUAAAUAUUUCCGACUCUUGCUUGAGCUGCAUACUCACUCACUGCAACAAGCUGGAGGCUCUUGACAUUGGAUGUUGUGAAGAAGUAACAGAUGCUGCUUUCCAGGAUUUAGGCAAUUGUGAAACCAAAUUGAGUUUAAAGGUUUUGAAGGUCAGUAACUGCCCAAAGAUUACAAUUACAGGUAUCAGUUUACUAUUGGGGAAAUGCAAUUCUCUGGCGUACCUUGAUGUGAGGUCCUGUCCACAUAUGACGAAGGCACGCUUUGAUGAGGCUGGAUUACAGUUUCCUGAUUGUUGCAAAGUGAAUUUCACUGGAAGUUUAUGUGAGCCAGAUGUUCUUGUUUGAGACCCAAGAUUUGUAAGUUCCAUAUCAAGAGAUGUCCUUUUAGUCUGGAACCUUUUAAGCAAUCAGUGCCUCCAUAAAGCUUAUAAGGAUUCUCAAUGAUCUAGCUUCUUUCCAACAGCAGUUUCGUCCUGUUCAAUGUAUAUGUUAUCCCGUAUCCUCUUUACCUUUGAUUGAGCUAAUAUUUGGCUUGUUUUAUGCAACUCUUAUGUGUAUUACGCAUCUAAAAUCUUAUUACAUUUCCUAUUUAAUUUUUUGAAAUUUGUGAAAUGAUCGCCUUUUUUCGCAUAUCCAUGUAUCUUCAUGUUCUUCUCCGAUUAAUAUUGGCACCUGAUUUGUUCA